GGGCGUGGCCAGCGCGGGAGCGGAGCGGGAGGCUGGGGCCAUGGCUCAGGUCCUGCCUGCCGAUGCGUUCCCAGGUCGCCGCCGCUCGGGGUCAGGACCGGCGCCGGGGCCGGGGGACGCGCGGUACACGCUGGAGACGGCCUAUGGGUACCGGCUGGACCUGGGCUUCCUGGGCUACGUGGAGGCCAUCGAGAAGGGGCUGACGCUGCGGCGAGUGCCGGUGAACCGGCGCCUGCACCGCGCCUCGUGGGCCGGGGGCCGGGAGCCGGAGCCCCGCGCCCGGCCCCGGGGCGGGGGGGACGAGGAGGAGGCCGGGGCGGGACCGGCGGCGCUGCGCUUGGUGCGGGAGCAGAUGGCGGCGGCGCUGGGGCGGCUGCGGGAGCUGGAGGAGCAGGUCCGGGCGCUGCCGGCGCUUCGCCGCCGCCUCGAGCGGCUCCAGGAGGAGAAACGGCAGCUCCUGGAGCGGCUCCGGAGCCACCGCGGCUGCGGCUGCGGCGCCGGUGCCGCCGAGGAGGGAGACGGCGUCAGCGGGGCCGUUGUGGGGAGCGGGAGCGGCGCCGGCAGCGCCGGGGCCGGCUCCGGCAAUACCGGAUCCAUUGGUGGUUCCGGGAUCGGCUCCGGCAUCACCGGGUCCAUUGGUGGUACCGGGAUCGGCUCCGGCAUCACCGGAUCCAUUGGUGCGACCGGGACCGGCUCCGGCAUCGCCGGGUCCAUUGGUGGUACCGGGAUUGGCUCCGGCAUCACCGGAUCCAUUGGUGCGACCGGGACCGGCUCCGGCAUCACCGGAUCCAUUGGUGGGACCGGGAUCGGCUCUGGCAGCACCGGAUCCAUUGGGGGGACCGGGAUCGGCUCCGGCAUUACCGGGUCCAUUGGUGCGACCGGGAUCGGCUCCGGCAGCACCGGAUCCAUUGGUGGGACCGGGAUCGGCUCUGGCAGCACCGGAUCCAUUGGGGGGACCGGGGCCGGCUCCGGCAUCACCGGCUCCAUUGGUGGUACCGGGACCGGCUCCGGCUCCAUCGCUGCCGCCGGGACCGGCUCCGGGCAGGCGCGGGCGCUGCCGCGGGGCCGCCGCUCGGUGGCCGUGGGCACGGACGGGGCCGCGGCGCUGCCGGGGCGGGUGGUGGAGCUGGAGCAGCGCCUGCACCGGGCGCUGGAGGAGCUGCGGGAGGCCCGGGCCCGGCUGGGACAGCAGCCGCCGGGUGACGCCAACGGGGCCGAAGGCGACGGAGACCCCCCCGGGGGGGGCAGCGGCAGCUCCUCCGACGACAGCGAGUACCAUGAGGCAGAGGGCCCCCCCCCAGGCCCCUGCGGUGCCGCUGCGUGACAUCGCGUGACGUCAUACGAGCCCUCAUGACGUCACAGCGCACCCUGUGACAUCAUCACCCAGCAUCCCCCCCCCCCAUUUGCGUGUCCCCCCCCAACCUCCCCCCCAAUA
Strigops habroptila (Kakapo) is the source of this 1435-nucleotide messenger RNA. RefSeq names its product glycine-rich cell wall structural protein-like. Gene Ontology annotation, cellular component: cytoskeleton; cytoplasm. Bases 41 to 1324 code for a protein of 427 amino acids. Gene Ontology annotation, biological process: negative regulation of actin filament polymerization. The transcript has 6 exons. The record is from RefSeq and is a predicted model, not a curated record. NCBI's taxonomy places the organism in Eukaryota, Metazoa, Chordata, Aves, Psittaciformes, Psittacidae.